ACAGGAAGAACAAAUGUCAAAUUUCAGAAAAGUUUGCUGAAUGCAGCAAUGUACUUACUUAGCAUGUAAUUUAAUCUCUCAUAUCACAACUAAUACGUGAUUGUUAUUACUUUCCACCAAAUUAAAUCAAUUUGGUUUACUGACAGUUUAAUAUUGAACUGGUUAGGUUAAACCAACAGCGUUGCUGUCAGCAGUUCAAAGUCUGCGAAUUCAGUCUCUGUUGCCCAACAAAUCCAGUGAUGGCAGAUUCCAGUCUUCCUAAAACGCUGAACUUUAACGUCGGUGUACUCGGCCAUGUGGACAGCGGAAAAACCUCUCUCGCCCGGGCGCUGAGCAGCACCGCAUCCACAGCAGCCUUCGACAAGAACCCCCAGUCCAAAGAGCGCGGCAUCACGCUGGAUCUCGGCUUUAGUGCGUUUACCGUGCCCUUACCGGAGCACCUGAGACAGUCCUGCGGGGACAGACAAUACGACAGUCUGCAGUUCACACUGGUGGACUGCCCUGGACAUGCCUCCCUCAUACGCACUAUCAUCGGGGGUGCUCAGAUCAUCGAUCUGAUGAUAUUGGUGGUUGACGUUGUGAAAGGUAUGCAGACACAAACAGCAGAGUGCCUUUUGAUUGGUCAGCUCACCUGCUCUCGCAUGAUCGUCAUACUCAACAAAACAGACAUGUUGCCUAGUGACAAGAGACAGGCGGCUAUUGACAAAAUGACCAAGAGGAUGCACAAAACUCUUGAGAACACAAGAUUUAAAGGGUGUCCUGUAAUUGCUGUAGCAGCAAAGCCAGGUGGUCCUGAGGCCCCGGAUACAGUCGAGCCACAAGGGAUAACUGAACUCAUAGAUUUAUUGAAGGCCCAGGCCUUCCUUCCUCGUAGAGAUCCGUCAGGUUCUCUCCUCAUGGCUGUAGAUCACUGCUUCUCCAUCCGUGGCCAGGGAACAGUCAUUACUGGCACCAUCUUACAAGGGUCUCUCAGUGUCAAUGAGACUGUGGAGAUACCGGCAUUAAAGGUAACUCGCAAGGUCAAAUCUGUGCAGAUGUUUCGUAAGCCAGUUCCUAGUGCUAUGCAAGGGGAUCGGGUUGGCGUGUGUGUGACACAGUUUGACCCCAAACUGUUAGAACGGGGUGUAAUAUGCACACCAGGUUCAUUGCAAACUCUUUACGCUGCUAUUAUAUCCGUCCAAAAGAUUGAAUACUAUCGCGGAGGGCUUAGCAGCCGUGCAAAGUUUCACAUCACCGUUGGACAUGAAACCGUUAUGGCUCGUAUCUCAUUCUUCAAUCGAGUUCUUCCUGGCAAAGAAAAUGGAGACUGUAGGCCCACCUCUCAAGAGCAAAGUGCAAGCUCUUUCUCAUUUGAUUGGGAGUUUCACCACCUGGAUGAGUAUUUGACUGGUCAGGCGGAAGGAGGGAGAGGGGAACCACAGCAAUGGGCUUUACUUGAGUUCGAACGACCAGUCACAUGUCCUCCACUUUGCUUAGUGAUUGGGUCUCGACUUGACUCAGAUAUCCAUGGUAACACAUGCAGGCUUGCCUUUCACGGAAAGCUUUUGGAAGGGUUUGAGGACAAAAACUACACAGAGACAGCACUGCCUCGACUCAGAAUCAGCAAAGAUAAGGAGAAAGAAGGAGCAGUGGAACGGGUGACAGAUGACUACACUGUGAUUGGUCGAAACCUGUUUAAGAAGGAGACGAACCUUCAGCUGUUUGUGGGUUUAAAAGUUACGCUGUCGACGGGAGAAAAGGGGACCAUUGAAGGUGGCUUCGGUCAGAGUGGAAAGAUCAAAAUCCGAAUACCAGAGGGGCUGAAAGAAGAAACCAAGCAGCUUCUGUGCUCUUCAUCUAAGAAGAAGGGGAAGGGUGGGGCCAAAAAUGACUCCUCCAAAUCUGAGGAAACCAAGCUUGACGCUCAGCCAGUUACCAUACUUUUAAACUUCAAACGCUACAUAUAUGAUCCCCACAAAAAGAUGGUGCAGUCCUGACCCUCAGUCCGAUCAUUCCCGAUAAAAGCUGAAAAGCGGACAGGAAAAACAGACACUACUAAAGUCUGGGAUAUUGAUGUUGGAUAUUUUUUUUGUGUCCAGCGUUUCUAUUCCGUUACUUCGCAUUUUUAUUAUUAUUUCAAAUAUGGAAAAGAAACUAAAAAGAAAAGAUGGAAUAUCUCUUCAAAACACAUCAUUACCUUACUAAUAAGUGCUGUUAUAUCACUGCUAAUAAAACAAAUCUAUUAGCUAAACUGCUUUAGUUGUAAUGAACUAUUUUUUGGGGAUUUAGAUUUUGUUUGCAAGGGUGUGAACGUGUUUAUUAUGCAUCUUUGUGCUUGGCAUAGUGAGAGUGGUUGGGAUGUUGCUUAAGGGCAAAACGCAUUGUGAUUAUAGGCAAAUAUUUCUGUUGGCAUAUGGACAAAGUAUGUUUCCACACAUCCCAAAUCCAGUUACUCUAAUUGUAUAAUUAUUAAUUUUUAAUUUCCACUGUUUGUUUGUGCACACGUAGGCCUUGUAAAUGCGUGUUUCUGAAUUUCUGAGUAAGCCCCCCCCCCCCCCCCCACGCUAAAUUAAAAAAAUAUCUAUAAGUCUUAUCAUAAAAUACCACAAUAAGUCUUAUCAUUGUUUACUGAUUUGCUUCACAGAUUUGCAUAGAUUCCAGUUACGUUCCAGCAACUCAGGGGAAUUUGUAGUCAAAUUCAUUCUUAAUUUGCGAGUAUACAAAAAGCAGCUGUACUAGAAUAUUAAACGCCAUCUGUGUUGAUAUACUUCCCUGUUUUUACCUGGCAUUGCAGGUAAGAACAAAGCUUUAUUUGUUAUUCAUUGUAAUUGCUAAUAACUGGACUUUUUUUAAGAAGAUUUGCGUAGUGCCUAUCACUCUUAUUCUCUUACACACUUUCUUUGACUAGCAAAUGUGCUGUCAUUUAUUCCAACACAACAGGAAGAUGUUGAUCUAACUGAAUAAAAAUUUUUAUACUCACAGUA
This is a messenger RNA of Pimephales promelas (fathead minnow), 2963 nucleotides long. It is a transcript of the gene eefsec, whose product is annotated as eukaryotic elongation factor, selenocysteine-tRNA specific. Gene Ontology annotation, biological process: selenocysteine incorporation. The record is from RefSeq and is a predicted model, not a curated record. Gene Ontology annotation, molecular function: translation elongation factor activity; GTP binding; GTPase activity. NCBI's taxonomy places the organism in Eukaryota, Metazoa, Chordata, Actinopteri, Cypriniformes, Leuciscidae.